Molecule: messenger RNA, 1137 nt
Organism: Penicillium angulare
Lineage: Eukaryota; Fungi; Ascomycota; Eurotiomycetes; Eurotiales; Aspergillaceae
Product: pepsin-like aspartic protease
Exons: 5
Coding region: 1-1137 (378 amino acids)
Biological process (GO): proteolysis
Molecular function (GO): aspartic-type endopeptidase activity
Source: RefSeq, a predicted model, not a curated record
AUGUUCAUCAAAUCCACUUUUCUCGGAACGUUAGCGUUCAUUUCGACAUGUGAGGCAGUUCCCCAAUACAAGCCCUCACAUGUCGACUUGGAGCAUCGUCCGGGGCCAAAUAUCAAAUCAAAAUACGAUGUUGACACAAUCACGGAGGCAAACCGUUUUUGGUUUGGUAGUUUCGACGUCGGCAACUCAAAGAAUCUGAGCCUUCUAAUCGACACUGGGUCCAGUGACCUGAUUGUGAAUCCUGGAUUUUAUCGUCCAGGCCCCGGGUCUGUCAAUACCCACAAAAAUUUCACCAUCUCCUACGGCUCUACUCAAAGUGAUGGCUCAGGAACGGGAACUGUCACCGGCCAGCUAUACAAUGACACAGUGAAGUUUGGUUCGAUGACUGCUCACCAAACUGUGGGCACGGCGAACGCAAGUCCCGAUGGAACGAGUUUGGUUCCCAGACAGGGAAUUAUUGGAUUCGCAGGGCUCGAAGAAUCAUCAUUCCAUGGAGCCCUCCCUUUCUUUCACUCCAUAUGUGCCCAAGGAAAGGUGGAUGCUUGUCGAUUCGGUAUUUCUUUGGGAGACAAUGGGAAGGGUACUCAGGUCCUCGGACAAUUGGAUAAGAGCCUGUUUAAGGGAGAUCUCACAACUAGCUCCAUCAUCCAGGAAUGGGCUUUGUGGACCGAUAUCGCUCUUGAAAAUAAGAUAAUACUGAAGAAUGCACUUGUUGAACUGGAUACUGGAACAGCUACCAUUCUCGGACCUGUCGAUGACGUCGUGAAAAUAUUCAAAGCUGCUUCUAUCCAGUAUAAUGUUCAGGAGUCUGAGUCUGCCGGAACCACUGUCACUGGAUACUUCCCUUGCGAUCAGCCUCCUCAGCUGGGACUCUCAAUUCCAUCCCGCAACAAUGCCACUGAGGCUACGAAGAAGAAUUCACGUCUCGUCAGCCAUAAGAGCUCCAUUUUCAACAUCAAGCCGGACCAGUGGAUUGCAGCGGAUAAUGGAAACAACAAUUGUACAGCGAUUGUUUCAGGAACCGAUGCGAUGCCAUUGUCUAAUCUUUGGGUUGUCGGUCAACCCUUCUUCCACGGAAUUUAUGUUGACCACAACAUUCACGAUGGUACUUUGGGAUUUGCACCUGCUCGGGUCUAG